AUGCCAAAAGGUCUCACGCCACCACUCUGUGUGUACCGCUGCUGCACUCCGGCAACGUACUUGGUGAUGUACUCGAUCGUAACGGGGUCCUCGAGGUUGAGCCUGUGGGACUGGGCCUCUAACCGGGCCUUGUCGACGAGGAUGCGGGCGUCGGCGUUGAGGCCGGCAAAGGCGAGGCAAACGUGCGUGUCGAUGAGGCCGAUCUUGGAGGGGGUAAUGCGGGUGUCUUGGAGCUUCAUGGCUGAGCGCUUCUCGCAGCCGAGGACGACGACAUCUUGGCCUUUGACGCCUACGGCGCAGGUUCCUCGCUUGACGGCCUCGCCGGCGUAUUCGACUUGGAAGACGUGGCCGUCGGGACUGGGGAGGGGGGAUUUCUGGGGGUUUGGAUGUUAA
Molecule: messenger RNA, 393 nt
Organism: Podospora bellae-mahoneyi
Lineage: Eukaryota; Fungi; Ascomycota; Sordariomycetes; Sordariales; Podosporaceae
Exons: 2
Coding region: 1-393 (130 amino acids)
Source: RefSeq, a predicted model, not a curated record